Molecule: messenger RNA, 1925 nt
Organism: Planococcus citri (citrus mealybug)
Lineage: Eukaryota; Metazoa; Arthropoda; Insecta; Hemiptera; Pseudococcidae
Product: histone deacetylase HDAC1-like
Exons: 8
Coding region: 140-1564 (474 amino acids)
Biological process (GO): negative regulation of transcription by RNA polymerase II
Cellular component (GO): nucleus; NuRD complex
Molecular function (GO): histone deacetylase activity
Source: RefSeq, a predicted model, not a curated record
UUGGAUCAUUUGUUCGAUUCCGCCGAUUGUGGAAGCAUUUGUGAUUAAUCGCGGUAAACUUUUUUUUAAAAAUAUGUUUUAAUUUUAAAAUAAUAAGUUCGAAUUAUUUUUAACUUUCAUCGUUUAGUUGAAAACUAUAAUGUCGGGUCCACACAGUAAAAAAAGAGUGUGUUAUUAUUACGAUAGCGAUAUAGGAAACUACUAUUAUGGACAGGGGCAUCCUAUGAAACCGCAUCGGAUACGAAUGACCCAUAAUCUAUUGCUAAAUUAUGGCUUAUACAGAAAAAUGGAAAUAUUUAGACCGCAUAAAGCUACAGCCGAUGAAAUAAUGAAAUUUCAUAACGAAGAAUACGUACGAUUUCUACGGAGUAUUCGUCCUGAUAACAUGACCGAUUAUAAUAAACAAAUGCAAAGAUUCAACGUCGGCGAAGAUUGUCCGGUUUUUGACGGCUUAUACGAAUUCUGCCAGUUAUCAGCCGGUGGAUCUGUAGCUGCAGCCGUGAAACUUAACAAACAAGCUUCGGAUAUUUGUAUAAAUUGGGGAGGUGGCCUUCAUCACGCCAAGAAAUCUGAAGCCUCUGGAUUUUGCUACGUUAAUGAUAUCGUGUUAGGUAUUCUCGAAUUAUUGAAGUAUCAUCAGCGUGUGUUAUAUAUUGAUAUCGACGUACAUCACGGAGACGGCGUAGAAGAAGCUUUUUAUACUACUGACAGAGUUAUGACUGUAUCUUUCCAUAAAUACGGCGAAUUUUUCCCCGGAACUGGCGACUUGAGGGAUAUUGGAGCUGGUAAAGGAAAGUAUUACGCUGUAAAUAUCCCAUUACGAGACGGUAUGGAUGACGAAAGCUACGAAUCAAUAUUUGUACCAAUAAUCACCAAAGUUAUGGAAACUUUCCAGCCUAGUGCUGUUGUACUGCAAUGCGGAGCUGAUUCGUUAACCGGCGAUCGACUGGGAUGUUUUAAUUUGACCGUUAAAGGUCAUGGGAAAUGUGUAGAAUUUGUGAAACGCUAUGGUCUACCGUUUAUGAUGGUUGGAGGCGGUGGAUACACGAUUAGAAAUGUUUCUAGAUGCUGGACAUACGAAACUUCCGUUGCGUUAGACGUAGAAAUCGCUAAUGAGCUUCCGUACAACGAUUACUUCGAGUAUUUCGGCCCUGACUUCAAGCUGCACAUUAAUCCGUCCAAUAUGGCUAAUCAGAACAAUAUAGAUUAUUUAGAAAAAAUAAAGACUCGGUUAUUUGAAAAUUUACGCAUGUUACCGCAUGCUCCAGGAGUUCAGGUUCAAGCAAUCCCCGAAGACGCAGUUAAAAUCGACUCAGACGACGAAGAUAAAAUAAAUCCCGACGAAAGAAAUCCUCAAAGUAUACAAGAUAAACGUAUUAUCGGUGACAAUGAAUUCAGUGAUAGUGAAGACGAAGGCCCUCCUACUUCAAAUCGUAAAGACAAUAGAUCUUAUAAAGGAGCUCCUACUACUCCUACUAGAAAAAAACCAAGAAUAGAUCAAGUUAAAGACGUUGAAAUGAAACUAGACGAAUCGAGUAAAAACGAAAUUAAAAGCACAGCUUAAGAUCUCUCUAUAUAUUCCUAUAAAAGUAAAUUUUUAGACAAAAGUAGCCUGCAUUAUAAUUCUGUGUUCAUUUAUAUGUAUAAAAAGUUUUGAAUAUUGUACGUAAUAUUUUAUUCGGUUCUAAAAUCUUGAUAAAAGUUUAUAUGCUGAAAACUACAUUAUAACAGACGUUGGAAUUCAUCUCAUUUUCAAAUUAUACAGAGAUGUUUUAAAAUUAUUUUUAAGAAUAUAAAAAACUGUACUUCCUAUAUCUUGAAUAGCUCUAUUUAUAUUUUUUUGUACAUUCUGUUCGUAAAAAUUGUACAGUAAGCUUUGCCUAUCUCUUUUUUUAAGUCUAAAUACAAAUUUUUUAAUGAUCAUA